GGACACAGUCCAAUAUGAACAUGCGAUCGCAGUGCCGAUCGUCCUCAGUGCACUACUGGCGCGGGCAUUAGGCGAAAACCCUACCACGGCCGCCAUAACAGCCUUCAUAGCGAUUGUAGCCAUGGAGAUUCAUCAGCUAUGCUACUGGCUGCGUCGCCUGGCACGAGCAGCAGAAUGCUAUGGCGAAGCAGAAGAAGCCGUAAUGGCACUAACCUACGCAGGACCACCGAGCCUGGAAGGGCCCUACUCCGAAGCACUCUCAACAGGCAACAUCACUCCACACUAAUGACUUACCAGACAUCAACUAAACGAUAAAGAGUCCUCCCAUUAACUACUAACUAGUUGUGCUGAAAAUGAUUUACAAACAACGAGUACAUCCCACCUUGCAACAAUGACUUCCGAAUCCUCUUCAAUCAUACCAAACUAAACAAAUCGCCAGGUCUUUACGUCGCCCCGAGAUUUGCCAAGCUGAAAGUUGAGAUGGAAGAAGCAGAUCAAAGAAGAAGAAGCACAACAGAAGGAGGAGCAAAGGAGAAAGCGCAAUAAGCUAUCAACUGGCAACUGUGUCCCCGGCUUAAAGUACCUAACGGUGAGAUGACGCAUUGAAGAGAUGCAUUGUAGAAGUGAAGCAGCAAGUCACAAGGGAUAAUGCAACUGGUGUGUAAAACAACUCUCAUGAAGAACUGAGGCAAACUCUCCUCCAGCUAAAACUCACCGUUACUUGCACGAGUGCUGCACUCAUACAUGCAUGAUCUCGAACGCGCAUCACAAUCCCACCUACACUCGUUGACAACUAGUUCUUCUUGUCUUAACGACUUCAACGCG
Amoebophrya sp. A25 is the source of this 825-nucleotide messenger RNA. The record is from the annotation of a GenBank genome assembly. Lineage: Eukaryota; Dinophyceae; Syndiniales; Amoebophryaceae.